AUGGAACUACGUGUUCAUCUGAAAGUGGAGAAUGUCUUCACGGCUGCACACCUGGCUACACAGCAGUUGUUUGUUCUCAAGUUCCUGAAGAUCACCGUGAUUUCCAAUCAAAAUGAUCAAACGCCUUCGGGAGAGAAAACUUGUUCAGAAAUGAUUAACGAAGACGGCAGUUUUGAAUUUGAUGAUGACGACGCUAUCGAAAAGGAAAAUGUAAUAAGGUCUGAAGAAAAUGGAGGAGUGUAUUACAACAAUGCACUUGAGGUUAACAAAACAAAAGUUAAAGUUGACGAGUUACCUUUGUAUGUCACAGCAAAACCGAAAAGCUCGUUCCAGGAAGAAUUUGAGAGAAUUCCAAACGGUCUUACAAAACCUUACGAAGAUUCACAACAGGCGAGAAAUAUGUCACGAAACAGAUAUAAAGGAAUUUACCCAUAUGACGAUUCACGCGUGAAGGUUUGGUUCGAUGGAUCUGAUUACAUUAACGCAAGUGUUAUCGAUGGCUUCAAUGAAAGAAAUGCGUACAUUGCAACUUUAGGCCCGAUGUCAAAGCAACUCGGAGACUUUGGGCUGUUUUGGGAAAUGGUUUGGCAGCAACACGUUGAAAAAGUCGUCAUGGUUACCAAUUUAAUUGAAGAAAAGAAAGUAAAAUGUGACCAAUAUUGGCCGAAUGUUGAAUCGUCCGCUCUUUAUGGAAAUGUUUACGUUAUUUGUCUGUCAGAAGAAAAGUACGCUGAAUUUACUAGACGAACUUUUCAAAUAUCAAGGAAUUCGGAAGGGAGAGAACUCCACCAGUUCCAUUUCACGUGUUGGCCAGAUAGACGUGUUCCUGAGGAUGUUGCUCCUCUUGUGGAGUUUAGGAAAAUGGUCCUGAAUACAAAGACAAAGCUGAACGGUCCAACACUGGUCCACUGCAGUGCUGGUGUUGGACGAACGGGCACCUACAUUGCCUUUGAUAUUUUGACGAAGGAAGGAGAAGCAGAGGGAAGUAUAAACGUCCCCGGAUGUGUGCUUAACAUAAGACAAAAUAGGCCAAAUAUGAUACAGACAUGGCAAACCCAGUUCACUGCAGAACAAUAUUCAGAGAAAGAAUCACAGGCAAUCGAGAGGAACAAAAAGCUCAAGGCCAAAAUCAGAGUGAAUGCUGACUUUCACCGGUGA
Molecule: messenger RNA, 1158 nt
Organism: Mya arenaria
Lineage: Eukaryota; Metazoa; Mollusca; Bivalvia; Myida; Myidae
Product: receptor-type tyrosine-protein phosphatase T-like
Exons: 11
Coding region: 1-1158 (385 amino acids)
Biological process (GO): protein dephosphorylation
Molecular function (GO): protein tyrosine phosphatase activity
Source: RefSeq, a predicted model, not a curated record